GUCUGUACCAAAGUGAAGUGGGUGCAAGUGCAGAAGACCCCCAAGAAGAUGUGGUGAAUGUGGUGUACAUAGAUAGAUCAGGAAAGAGGAUUCCAGUGAAGGCUAAAGUGGGAGACAAUGCAAUGUACCUGGCCCAUAGGCACAACAUUGAACUGGAAGGAGCUUGCGAGGCGUCACUAGCUUGCUCAACGUGCCACGUGUAUGUGAACAGAGCCCAUGUCGACAAGCUACCAGAGCCUGACGAAAGAGAGGAUGACAUGCUGGACAUGGCCCCAGCGCUACAGGAGAACUCCAGACUUGGCUGUCAGAUCAUCCUCACCCAGGAGCUGGAGGGCAUCGAGCUUACCCUGCCUAAGGUCACCAGGAACUUCUACGUGGACGGCCAUGUUCCCAAACCACACUGAGGACACUACACUCCACACUAGCACUUACUACUUAGUGUGAAGCAAUGUAUUGGGCAUGGAUGUUUACACUCCACACUAGCACCCUACUUAGUGUGAAGCAACGUAUUGGGCAUGCAUUCUAAGUAGUAUGCUAGUAUGGAUGUUGGAACACGGCCCCCUCAGGACUGAGUCGUAAGAGAGAGAGUUGCAUUCUUUGAACUGUCGGCAGAUAUAAAGAGGUGAGCUGGGAUAGAGGAGGCUUGAAGGAUCCCCCACAAG
This is a messenger RNA of Salvelinus sp. IW2-2015, 662 nucleotides long. It is a transcript of the gene fdx2, whose product is annotated as ferredoxin 2. Gene Ontology annotation, molecular function: 2 iron, 2 sulfur cluster binding. Gene Ontology annotation, cellular component: mitochondrion. Gene Ontology annotation, biological process: P450-containing electron transport chain; positive regulation of oxidoreductase activity. NCBI's taxonomy places the organism in Eukaryota, Metazoa, Chordata, Actinopteri, Salmoniformes, Salmonidae. The record is from RefSeq and is a predicted model, not a curated record.